Molecule: messenger RNA, 381 nt
Organism: Drepanopeziza brunnea f. sp. 'multigermtubi' MB_m1
Lineage: Eukaryota; Fungi; Ascomycota; Leotiomycetes; Helotiales; Drepanopezizaceae
Source: RefSeq, a predicted model, not a curated record
AUGACCCACGGCGAAGAAACGAAAGAGAUCAGCAAGGAGAUCGAGGACACGGAUACGAAGGAGCUCGAAAAGGAAUUAAGAGCAAUGCAAAGAGCUCUCCGCUUAGGUUUAAGGGAUGAUCGGAGCCUAGCUAACAAGCUAUAUUCAGCUUAUAAAAACGUGCCAAAGACGAUUAUUGCACGAAUGAACCCUGCUUUUACUUUAACCGCCGCAGUUGCUAAUAUUCGCCGAGCAAUUGCGUUUGCAACUAAAAGCUUACGACUUCCCGCCAAACCUCAAGCAAAGCUGAUUCCGACGAUCUUAAGGACGAGUACGAGUGCUUUAUUCAAGGCUGCCAAUAAGAGGGAGAAAACUGCAACCACUUCGCAAAUUAACGGGUAA